Messenger RNA from Athene cunicularia (burrowing owl), 2529 nucleotides. It is a transcript of the gene COLGALT2, whose product is annotated as collagen beta(1-O)galactosyltransferase 2. Gene Ontology annotation, molecular function: procollagen galactosyltransferase activity. The transcript has 11 exons. NCBI's taxonomy places the organism in Eukaryota, Metazoa, Chordata, Aves, Strigiformes, Strigidae. The record is from RefSeq and is a predicted model, not a curated record. The coding region runs from base 98 to 1618 and encodes 506 amino acids.
GGCAGCCACUGACCACAAUGUUGAUAACACCACAGCGAUUCUUAGAGAGUGGCUGAAGAACGUGCAGAACCUCUACCAUGAUGUGGAGUGGAGGCCGAUGGAAGACCCCCAGUCUUACCCAGAAGAAAUUGGGCCAAAACAUUGGCCAAGCUCCCGAUUCACUCAUGUGAUGAAACUCCGCCAGGCUGCCCUGCGUGCUGCACGAGAGAAGUGGUCAGACUACAUCCUGUUUAUUGAUGCAGAUAAUUUACUGACCAACCCACAAACACUGAAUCUGAUGAUAGCCGAAAACAAGACAUUGGUGGCACCAAUGCUGGAGUCUCGCUCUCUCUACUCUAAUUUCUGGUGUGGCAUCACCCCCCAGGGCUAUUACAAAAGGACCUUGGAUUAUCCCCUGAUUCGGGAAUGGAAGAGGACUGGCUGUUUUGCUGUCCCGAUGAUUCAUUCCACAUUCCUUAUUGACUUGAGGAAAGAGGCCUCCACCAAGCUGAUGUUCUACCCCCCCCACCAGGACUACACCUGGAGCUUUGAUGAUAUCAUGGUCUUUGCCUUCUCCAGUCGCCAAGCAGGAGUACAGAUGUUCAUCUGCAACCGUGAACACUAUGGUUUCCUUCCCAUGCCCCUGAAAUCACACCAGACGCUACAAGAAGAAACGGAGAACUUUGUGCACACACUAAUUGAGGCUAUGAUCGAUCGUCCUCCCAUUGAACCCUCUCAGUAUGUCUCUGUUCCUCCGAAGAAUCCUGACAAGAUGGGAUUUGAUGAAAUUUUCAUGAUCAAUCUGAAGCGUCGGAAAGACAGGCGGGCUCGGAUGCUGCGGACUCUCUAUGAGCAGGAGAUUGCAGUCAAGAUAGUGGAGGCUGUGGAUGGAAAAGCACUGAACACGAGUCAGCUCAAAGCUCUCAGCAUCGAUAUGCUGCCGGGUUACCGGGACCCGUACUCCUCCAGGCCACUAACCAGGGGAGAGAUCGGCUGCUUCCUUAGUCACUACUACAUUUGGAAGGAGGUGGUGAACAGAGAACUGGAGAAGACUCUUGUUAUUGAGGAUGAUGUGCGCUUUGAACACCAGUUUAAAAGGAAGCUCAUGAAGCUGAUGGAUGACGUUGAACAAGCCCAGCUAGACUGGGAGCUUAUCUACAUUGGCCGGAAAAGGAUGCAGGUGCAGGAGCCUGAGAAAGCAGUUCCCAAUGUCAUGAACCUGGUGGAAGCUGAUUACUCUUACUGGACCCUGGGGUACGCAAUCUCUUUCCAGGGGGCUCAGAAACUCGUCGGAGCUGAGCCCUUCAGCAAGAUGCUGCCUGUAGAUGAAUUUCUGCCAGUCAUGUACAACAAGCACCCUGUAGCAAAGUACAUGGAGUACUAUGAGUCGAGAGACUUGAAAGCCUUUUCAGCAGAACCUCUGCUUGUUUACCCCACCCACUACACAGGGCAGCCGGGCUACCUCAGUGACACAGAGACCUCUACAAUCUGGGACAAUGAGACCGUGUCAACAGACUGGGACAGAACACACUCCUGGAAAUCCCGGCAGCAGGGCAAGAUCCACAGCGAUGCCCAGAAUAAGGAUGCCCUGCCUUCCCAGUCAUCUCUCAAUGCGCCGUCCUCCAGGGAUGAGCUAUGACUGCCCACUUCCCCUGGGACUCUAUUGACAGCUGAACCUGCCUCACACUUUAGCUUUUCACCCUUGAAAGUUGUAGAGCAGCUCUUCAUGUGGUCUUCUUCCCGCUGCUUUGAAUGCAAAGCAUAGUGGUUGGACCUGACAACUAACCAAGUCACUUAGGACUGGCUGGGAGAUGAAGGAGGAAAAAGACCGAGUGUUCUAGACUGGCAGAAAAAAGGCAGAGAUCUGAACAAAAGGCCUCUCAAACUUUUGUGAAAAAACAACCUUGAAUGAUGUCUUUCUACAGUUCCUCGUGUAGAACACUCUAUUUAUAAAGAUUAAUAUAUAGAGGUGUACAAGUGUUAAUACCUGUCUGGAUAGCUGUAACUCGGCUGCUGUGUAACUGUUAUUCCUUGUAGGUUUGUAGGCUUUUAUAACCCAGUUCACUGAUACAAACUGCAGGCAAGCGUGUGGGUUAUUCAGUUCUGUUUUCCAAAGGAAUCCCUGUCAAAAUCCAGAUGGUUUCCAAAAAUGUUCUGUGCACUGUAGCCAUGCUCAUCUGUAGUAUCUUCUUCCUCCUCACAUUUCCAUAGAGAACUACUGCUGGGUUCCCCUCUGCAAAUUUCAAAACUUGCUAGAUCCCAUCUGAACAGGCCUCCCAGUACAGAACCGAUGUCUUGGCAUGUCUAAAAUCUUAGAAGCUAGCAGAGAAAGUGGAGGUUGCUGGUUUUGUUUGCCUCUGCACUGCCUGAAUGGAACACGGGCAGCAUUAGUCUGUGUCAUGUCUUGCUUCACCCCCUGCCUUAGUUUAUUCCUUCAGGAAGAUAAAGCCUGACAACCUAUUUGCAGGCCUGUUUAAUUAGGCCAUAAAACCCAAGUGUAGGACUUCAAGGAACUUCAAAAGUUUGGUUAUGAACUGCUUGACACUACCU